UAGCACUGGAGUAUGUGAUCAUGUUCGUUCCGUAAGACCUUCCCCCAAGGGUCAUAUCAAGCUACACUAGAGCUGCUUAGUGUUAGUGUUCAGUUCGCGGGUUCCAUUCCCGCCUUCGUUCGCCUUCGUAGAAGGCUCUAAGACACCGUCGGGAAACGAAAAAAUGGAAGAAUUUAGGGUUUUUCCCGAGUCCCCUGCAAGUUAUUCUCAAGCGAGAGCCGGGAUUAUCUCGAAGAUUCGUUUGGAAAACUUCAUGUGCCAUAGUAGCUUAGAGAUCGAGUUCGGUGAUUACGUUAAUUUCAUUACUGGGCAGAACGGGAGCGGUAAAAGUGCAAUAUUGACGGCAUUAUGUGUUGCAUUCGGUUGCCGAGCUAAGGGGACCCAAAGGGCUUCAACACUGAAGGAUUUCAUAAAGAAUGGGUGCAGCUAUGCCAACAUUCAACUGGAAAUGAAAAAUCAAGGUGAAGAUGCUUUUAAGCCAGAAAUUUAUGGGGAUGUUAUAGUUAUAGAACGCAGAAUUUCGGAUCAACUGCUCUACUAUUAA
Messenger RNA from Macadamia integrifolia, 544 nucleotides. Its product is annotated as structural maintenance of chromosomes protein 6A-like. The transcript is spliced from 4 exons. Lineage: Eukaryota; Viridiplantae; Streptophyta; Magnoliopsida; Proteales; Proteaceae. Gene Ontology annotation, cellular component: nucleus; site of double-strand break; Smc5-Smc6 complex. Gene Ontology annotation, biological process: double-strand break repair via homologous recombination. The record is from RefSeq and is a predicted model, not a curated record. Gene Ontology annotation, molecular function: single-stranded DNA binding; ATP hydrolysis activity; damaged DNA binding. Bases 164 to 544 code for a protein of 126 amino acids.